GGCGGGCCGGCUUCAUUCCGCCGCGCGCCGCGCCGCAACGAGCACGUCAGUCCGCGCGCGCGGGCCAUGGUCGCGAGAACCGAUGAGAGCAUGUUCGGGUGCUAUGGUGACAGCUACUCGUACCGCCUGUGGAGCCUGGCCAACGUGUGGGGCGCCUGCCGAUGUGAGUAGCGCGCCGCCAGCGGCCCGCAGUACACGUGCCCCCCUCGAUACUGAAACUAGGACUUUUACCGCUGACGUCAGCGGAGGCUGUGAAAUCUCGGUGUAAUACGACGUAGAUGCGAUUUCAACACCGCGAAGUGCUUAACGCGUUAUUAGAUAGCCCGUGGCCGCGGUCAGUGACGUGUGAGAACAGAGGUGUCGCUCGAUGAAAGUGCAGAGCUCGUUAAUGGGAGUUGGCGGUUGGUACGAAUGCUUGGCGGCCGGUUGGCUUGCGGACAUGAGGAGUAAGCAGGUCCCAACGUCUACCACCUCGGCCAGGCGGCUUGCGGCCUUAAUCCGUCCGCUGGCGGGCGGAGGGUCAGAAGGCAAGCCGUCUGAAGAAGAGGAAGAGCGAGGUGGCUCGCCCCUAGGCCCCGGCGGUCCCUUCUCGUGCAGCCAGUGCCGCGGAGCCUACCCGACGCGCGAGCAACUCGAACGCCACGAGACCCUGCACGCGCCCAACACACAGGUGGAUACAAUCAAAUAUUCAUGCAAGAUCUGCCACAAGAGCUUCGCGAACGUAUACAGACUACAGCGGCACAUGAUCAGUCACGAUGAAAGCGCACUGCUACGCAAGUUCAAAUGCAACGAUUGUGACAAAGCUUUCAAAUUUAAGCACCAUCUCAAAGAACACUUACGAAUACACAGUGGAGAGAAACCAUUCGAAUGUGCAAACUGCGGCAAGAAGUUUUCUCACUCUGGUUCCUACUCCAGCCACAUGACGUCUAAGAAGUGUCUCGUUAUGAAUCUCAAAAUGGGGCGAAUCAAACCCAAUAAUCCUGCUUUGAACCCAGAAAGAAGUCCAUCACGAAAAAGGACUAACGCUAUGGUUGCCUCUCAGUUAAAUAAUAAUAUGUCACCAAAUGGAAAUUCCUUUCUUCCAAUGCCUGCAGCCUUCUUUGCUACCAUGUCCUCUCAAGAGAGUAACUUUCAUCGCCCACCUUUGGGGCAGCCAGGUAUUCCUUUUUAUUUGCCUCCAGGCAUCCCUAUGAGUCCAGCUGGUGGUAUAGCUCCCUAUACCUUACCAGCAUCCCUCAGCCAAAUCUUUGAGCAGCUUGCUUCAUCGCAAUAUCAAACAAGAAAGUUGGAAAACCCUACCAGCCCAAAACCAACAAGCCCACCUACAGCAGACCCAGAAGACCUGAUCGAAGAAAUAACUGAAGACGACGAUAAACGAUCAGAAGGGAGCGCUGAACUAGUGAUGGACAUUGAAGAUGAAGAAGCUGUGUCAAUAAAAAAGGAACAAGAGGAACGAAAUGCCGAUGUCAAAUCCCCAUCUCACAAUUUUGAUGCCGUCCCUUUAAAUAAUAACGCCGACAAUUCAGGUUUUAAUUCAAUACUAGAAUCUGUGAGCGCUUCCGUCACAAAACAUUUCUUUAGAGCAAACAUGGAAAAACUGUCUCCUGUUUCGGGCAACGUUUGUCCUAGUAUAGAGUCCCCACCUAUUUCUCAAGUCGUCGUGAAGGAGGAACCAGAAGAAGCACAAAGAUGUUUAAAAUGCAACCUCACUUUCUCAAGUAAAAGUGAGUUAUUAGACCACGAGAAAACUCCUUGUGGAAAUAUGUUUAGAAAACACGAAGGUUUGGCAGCUCAAGUAGCCGAAACGGUAGCUCUUAGAUUGGAAGCAGAAAUACAUGCUUCCAUACAAAACGGAAUUAGUGCAAGCGAAGACGAAGACUUUAAUAGAGAGGAUCGCGAUGAUAAAAUAUCAAUACAUGACAAUGACAGGAAAAUUAGAGUUCGCACAGCCUUGAGUGAAGAGCAACAGUCCGUUUUGAAGGAACAUUAUUCUUUAAACCCACGACCGAAUCGCGAGGAAUUUAAAAGAAUAGCCCAACAGAUCGGUUUAGACAAUAGAGUGGUGCAAGUUUGGUUCCAGAACAACAGAGCUAGAGAACGACGUAUGACGCAAACGAUAACUGCGUCUGAUCAACCACUAGACCUGUCUACGAAGAAGUCAAAUCCAUCAGUUACGUCAAGUCCGUCGCCAUCGCCACCGUGCAGCAUUUCUGUGACACAUUCCGACUCGGAGGAGGCUGUAAAUCUUAGCCAAAAGUCCUCGCGAAGUACAACGCCUCACCGUACCAACUAUUUGAAUACUUAUCCACAUUCCAAUUGUUCUUCAUCUUCAUUCACCGACUUUCGGUUGUCUCCUUCACCAGGAGAAACAAUGAAUGGACAAAAAAGAUUACUGCCCCAAAAAUUACAUGUGAACCCUUUAGUACCCAUGGACAAACUCCUGCAAUAUAACGAUAUGGCCAAUGCAAGAUCUCCUAUUCUAAACAUGCAUCUGUCCUCGGACGUCACUAGACAGGGCUCGAGUCCAUCAUACGAACGUCCUCCGUGGGAUGAAAUUCAGGCAACGAAUGAGAUGGAUGAAGAAGCCACAGUACUUAAGAAGAGCAAACUCAAGCAAGGAGCUGAGUAUAAGGAAGGCGAAGGACAAUUCGUGUGUGACCAGUGCGAUAAGACCUUUGUUAAGCAAAGUUCACUCGCCAGACACAAAUACGAACACUCAGGUCAACGACCGUACAAGUGUCUAGAAUGUCCCAAAGCAUUCAAACACAAACACCACCUAACUGAGCACAAACGCCUUCACACCGGGGAGAAGCCCUUCCAGUGUUGCAAGUGCUUCAAAAAGUUCUCCCACUCCGGCUCGUACAGUCAGCACAUGAACCACCGGUUCGCGAUCUGCAAGCCCUACAGGGACUUCCGUCCGCUGGCGGGCGGAGGGUCAGAAGGCAAGCCGUCUGAAGAAGAGGAAGAGCGAGGUGGCUCGCCCCUAGGCCCCGGCGGUCCCUUCUCGUGCAGCCAGUGCCGCGGAGCCUACCCGACGCGCGAGCAACUCGAACGCCACGAGACCCUGCACGCGCCCAACACACAGGUGGAUACAAUCAAAUAUUCAUGCAAGAUCUGCCACAAGAGCUUCGCGAACGUAUACAGACUACAGCGGCACAUGAUCAGUCACGAUGAAAGCGCACUGCUACGCAAGUUCAAAUGCAACGAUUGUGACAAAGCUUUCAAAUUUAAGCACCAUCUCAAAGAACACUUACGAAUACACAGUGGAGAGAAACCAUUCGAAUGUGCAAACUGCGGCAAGAAGUUUUCUCACUCUGGUUCCUACUCCAGCCACAUGACGUCUAAGAAGUGUCUCGUUAUGAAUCUCAAAAUGGGGCGAAUCAAACCCAAUAAUCCUGCUUUGAACCCAGAAAGAAGUCCAUCACGAAAAAGGACUAACGCUAUGGUUGCCUCUCAGUUAAAUAAUAAUAUGUCACCAAAUGGAAAUUCCUUUCUUCCAAUGCCUGCAGCCUUCUUUGCUACCAUGUCCUCUCAAGAGAGUAACUUUCAUCGCCCACCUUUGGGGCAGCCAGGUAUUCCUUUUUAUUUGCCUCCAGGCAUCCCUAUGAGUCCAGCUGGUGGUAUAGCUCCCUAUACCUUACCAGCAUCCCUCAGCCAAAUCUUUGAGCAGCUUGCUUCAUCGCAAUAUCAAACAAGAAAGUUGGAAAACCCUACCAGCCCAAAACCAACAAGCCCACCUACAGCAGACCCAGAAGACCUGAUCGAAGAAAUAACUGAAGACGACGAUAAACGAUCAGAAGGGAGCGCUGAACUAGUGAUGGACAUUGAAGAUGAAGAAGCUGUGUCAAUAAAAAAGGAACAAGAGGAACGAAAUGCCGAUGUCAAAUCCCCAUCUCACAAUUUUGAUGCCGUCCCUUUAAAUAAUAACGCCGACAAUUCAGGUUUUAAUUCAAUACUAGAAUCUGUGAGCGCUUCCGUCACAAAACAUUUCUUUAGAGCAAACAUGGAAAAACUGUCUCCUGUUUCGGGCAACGUUUGUCCUAGUAUAGAGUCCCCACCUAUUUCUCAAGUCGUCGUGAAGGAGGAACCAGAAGAAGCACAAAGAUGUUUAAAAUGCAACCUCACUUUCUCAAGUAAAAGUGAGUUAUUAGACCACGAGAAAACUCCUUGUGGAAAUAUGUUUAGAAAACACGAAGGUUUGGCAGCUCAAGUAGCCGAAACGGUAGCUCUUAGAUUGGAAGCAGAAAUACAUGCUUCCAUACAAAACGGAAUUAGUGCAAGCGAAGACGAAGACUUUAAUAGAGAGGAUCGCGAUGAUAAAAUAUCAAUACAUGACAAUGACAGGAAAAUUAGAGUUCGCACAGCCUUGAGUGAAGAGCAACAGUCCGUUUUGAAGGAACAUUAUUCUUUAAACCCACGACCGAAUCGCGAGGAAUUUAAAAGAAUAGCCCAACAGAUCGGUUUAGACAAUAGAGUGGUGCAAGUUUGGUUCCAGAACAACAGAGCUAGAGAACGACGUAUGACGCAAACGAUAACUGCGUCUGAUCAACCACUAGACCUGUCUACGAAGAAGUCAAAUCCAUCAGUUACGUCAAGUCCGUCGCCAUCGCCACCGUGCAGCAUUUCUGUGACACAUUCCGACUCGGAGGAGGCUGUAAAUCUUAGCCAAAAGUCCUCGCGAAGUACAACGCCUCACCGUACCAACUAUUUGAAUACUUAUCCACAUUCCAAUUGUUCUUCAUCUUCAUUCACCGACUUUCGGUUGUCUCCUUCACCAGGAGAAACAAUGAAUGGACAAAAAAGAUUACUGCCCCAAAAAUUACAUGUGAACCCUUUAGUACCCAUGGACAAACUCCUGCAAUAUAACGAUAUGGCCAAUGCAAGAUCUCCUAUUCUAAACAUGCAUCUGUCCUCGGACGUCACUAGACAGGGCUCGAGUCCAUCAUACGAACGUCCUCCGUGGGAUGAAAUUCAGGCAACGAAUGAGAUGGAUGAAGAAGCCACAGUACUUAAGAAGAGCAAACUCAAGCAAGGAGCUGAGUAUAAGGAAGGCGAAGGACAAUUCGUGUGUGACCAGUGCGAUAAGACCUUUGUUAAGCAAAGUUCACUCGCCAGACACAAAUACGAACACUCAGGUCAACGACCGUACAAGUGUCUAGAAUGUCCCAAAGCAUUCAAACACAAACACCACCUAACUGAGCACAAACGCCUUCACACCGGGGAGAAGCCCUUCCAGUGUUGCAAGUGCUUCAAAAAGUUCUCCCACUCCGGCUCGUACAGUCAGCACAUGAACCACCGGUUCGCGAUCUGCAAGCCCUACAGGGACUAACACCACAUCACUUGUUGAACAAAGUCUGGUAUCGAUUUCGUUAAAUAAUUUUACAAAUUCUAUUGCACUUGUUAAAUUCUAAACAGCACUUAACGUCAAGACGAAAUCAAGUUAAAAUCUUUGAAUUUUAUUGAUUGAUAGCUAUGAUCUUAAAUUUAUUGAUGAUCGACCUCAGUUACAUUAUUUUUGAAACGAACGCCAAACGUCGAACGCCGAAAAAAUGAAGCAAUCGAUACAGACCUGAAUAUUCGCUCAGUGCUCAUAGUAACUGUAGGUCAUCAAUGUUCCAGUAAACACGAGACAAAUCGCAUAAUAACCUACCUACUCGUACAAAAAGUAUUCAUUGCCCGGUAUUUUCGUUACAAACUUAAUUAAGGUCAUUGCUCAACAUCACAAUAUUUUUAUACAUUAUAUUUACUGUAGGAAAAAUUAUUUGAAAGUCCUAGUUACAACCAAAGUAAUGCCAAAUAUUUAGAUAUAACAAGUGCCAUGCUAACACGCCAAAAAUAUACUACGGUUAAAUGAUUUAAAUUUUAAGUUUAACUAUUUAUCUAAAUACAAUACCAAAGGUCAGUACCUGUAGAAUACUCCUAUAUAACUAGAACUUAUUUGUUUACAGUGUGUUUAGUUAGGUCAACGAUUCAUGUUUAAUCAUCUUAACAUCCACCUACAUACAAAACUUAAUAGGUACACACCUAUUUAGGUUGAUAUAAUCGUUCGUGGCAAUGUAUUAAAUAAAAAUAUUAUUUUUUAUUUUGGACCAACGAUACCUAGCAGCUAAUGUAAAAUCGUAGAAAAUAUCUCUUGUUUUCCUAUAGAUUCCAUAAUGUUAUGUUGUUCUAUUUUAUCGAAAUUGUUUCUAUCACUUUUUAAUAUGGUACCUACAGUAGAAAGACAUUUAAAACUGUAUAAAAGUUAAAAUACUAUGUAUUUUCCAAUGUUUAUCAGUACCUAUAUCCGAAUGUAAAUUAAAUCAAUGACUUGUACACUACACACCGACGUAUAACUCGGUUGCAUUUCUUAAACCAUUUCAACAUUUUGUGAUAGAGAUAAGUUCGCGCAUUGUGAAUUUUCUCAUUAUUAUAUGUUUAUAGCCAUCGUUUACUUAAUUUUGACAUUAUAAUGACCGUGUCGACUUGAAAGGUUGCCGUAAGAAUAAAAAAGGAAUAUGUGUUGAAAGUCAAGUGAGAAAUAAUGAGAAAAUACGCAACCUUACCCCUACUCCCUCCAAUACAAAAUAUUGACAUGGUUGGUGUCGGCUAUUACACUCCUGAAUAGAUACUACCAUGUAGAUAAGUUUUAUAACUUGGAACCGAAAUUUGAGAGCGCUGUUUUAUAACAAUAAAAUAAUGUAAACUUACCUAGUACUAGUAGUUACAUAAAGCCGAGUUGUACUAAGGUCUAUAGUUAAUGGUUCCAUAAGCAAUAGGUAGAUACAUAGCGUUUCCAUCACAUGGAAAUGAAACAUACCCAGUAAGCUGUGGGCUACCGAGGUACUUGACAAAUGCUUUCACCUUGAUGUACCCUAUUAAGUGGUGUAGGUACAUUCACAAAGUAAUUCAAGGUAGGUAUACAAUAAAUUGAAUAACAUAAACAUCUAAGGAUAAUUUGAAUAAAUACAAUUUUCUAAGAGAUCGAUUUAUUCAUUGUUAGCAAAACAUUUUAAAAUUUAAUAAAACUAAGCUUCUCGUAUUGUAAAACUUACGUAUUAAGUGUUUAGAUAGAUUCAAUCUUAAUAAUUAAGUUUUAAGCAUUCCAUAAUACUCCUAUGGGAUCUCUGCUGUGUUUAAAAAACUCUUUAAAUUAGUCAAAAGAUUAUCGUCUGUUAAGUUGUAAAUAAUAAAAUGUACAUAUUAAGCUAUGUGUAAAUAUGAUCGCUUUGUUGCCUAUUCUUAUUCAGCGGUGGUAGGUCAUUAUAGAUAUAACUGAAUUGUGCGUUGUCCACACUGCAACACAACAAUGGUGACAAUAACGGACAACUAUUUAUUGAAGGCAAUAAUUACAAACAUUCGCAUCCAUAAUAUGUAAUUGAUCAAACAAAAUAUAACUUCUAAUACCAGCUGUGGUACUUGCGAGUCUUUAGUUUCUACGAAUUUGAUUAGGAAAUACAACUUGUUGUUGAAGUGUGAUGUACUUAACUUUACGUAUUUUGUUAUAAGAAAUCAUGGUAAUUAUGUGAACAUCAAUCUGUCGCAACAUAAUAAUAUUAGAACAGAAAGUUCCUACGCAAAAUACAUUUAAGAGAUACCUAAUGAUUGUUUCUAUAUUUUAAUAAAUGUAAGUACCUAGUUAAAAUUAUUCUUUAAAGGUUUCGAUGCAACGAAUUACAUAAAUAAUUACAAGCAGUAUAUACAUAAUAGUCGGUUGUAGUCGCGUGCCGAUGCUGAGCUUGAGAUUCUUCAGAUAUACAGUAUUCAAACACACCAGGGCAAUAUUGUCAGCUACUUUACUACUAGAGUAACCUCCCAUCAUUAACAAAUUAAAGUUAAGCACAGUAUUCAAUGGAUUCCCUAAUUACAUUGAUAAUAAUUAUAAUAAUGUGAUUACCUGCACAUGUGUAUAUUACCUUACAUAAGUACAUGCAUGUUAUAUAAUGUAAAGACACCACAUAUUGUUUGUAUCUAUCUCUUUUACUUUCUCAAAAUUGACUUAAGCGAUCCUGUUGGAAUUAUUUGAUAUUUUAUUAUAUUUUUAUUAUAAGCUAUUUCCAAAUUGUGACCGGUGGGCUAGAUAAACCAAAGAUUAAUAAUAUGUUAACAAUAAUAUGAUGUGGAAAACUGUAAAAUAUAAAUAUCCCAUCAUUUAGCUGUAGGUUUAGUUUUACUUGUGCCAAAUGAUAAUUUUUAAGGCUUUGAAUAUAACUUUAUAUCAGAAUUUUAUUUUUACAUGACAAGGCAUGAUGUACUAUACAGAAUUGAUUACUUGUGCAAUAUGAUAUUGCAGUAAAGUAUUUUCCUUUUAUGAUUGUAUGAUGAUAUAGUUUUAAGUGUAACAGAUAGCAAAUGUGAAUUCCUAUUGCCAUAUUUGUCUUUGUUGUAUUUCAUAAUGUUGUGUGAUUGGAUGCUGCCUGUGUGCCAGCACAAGUUGCUGAAUAAUUGUUAAAAUAAGUAAACUAGUUUGUUAAACUUACCUAUAGAUUAACAUGUGUUAAAAUAUUGCCUAUAUAAAUUAUAGUAAUUCAUUUUACUUGAUAUUAUAAUGUAUAUUGAAUUUAUGAAUAUUAAAAAUAUAUAUAUAUGAAAAUUCAAUGCAUAAAA
Molecule: messenger RNA, 8586 nt
Organism: Spodoptera frugiperda (fall armyworm)
Lineage: Eukaryota; Metazoa; Arthropoda; Insecta; Lepidoptera; Noctuidae
Gene: zfh1
Exons: 7
Coding region: 368-5329 (1653 amino acids)
Biological process (GO): regulation of transcription by RNA polymerase II; anatomical structure development
Molecular function (GO): RNA polymerase II cis-regulatory region sequence-specific DNA binding; DNA-binding transcription factor activity, RNA polymerase II-specific
Source: RefSeq, a predicted model, not a curated record